Molecule: messenger RNA, 630 nt
Organism: Centruroides sculpturatus (bark scorpion)
Lineage: Eukaryota; Metazoa; Arthropoda; Arachnida; Scorpiones; Buthidae
Exons: 6
Coding region: 76-480 (134 amino acids)
Source: RefSeq, a predicted model, not a curated record
UGAAGCUAUUUCGCCUCGUUCGACUAAUUAUUCACUGUUAAAAGCGAAUAAAAGAAAAUAAACGAAGUCACCACUAUGAAAGGAUUAUUCUUUAUUUUCAUUUCAUCUCUCGUGUUUACAAUGAUAUGGGGUGACCAUGACGAUGAUCACGACCAUGAUUUUAUAGAAUAUAUAGAAGAGUACUGCGAUGUGGUCGAUUUUAAUUGUUUUCACUCUUGUUUUCGAGUUGCCAUUGGUGAAAAGAAUACCGAAAUCUUUGGAGAAUGUCUUUUGGAAAUAACUGAUGCAGAAACACCGCAUGACAUACAAGAGUUUCUCUGUAAAAAUGCUACAGUAGAGGAGAUAGAAGUAUUCGAUGAUUGUUUACACAGUGACAUAGAAAAAGCAAUAAUAUAUGAUGAUGGAUUUUAUAUUUGCAUCCUAUUCGACUUCUUUAAUCUGUUUUAUCCAGAAUUGUUCUGUGACAGAAUUUCCAGCUAAAUUUCGAAUGUAUGCACGAAUACGUGUGAAAUUCUUCUUUAAAUUCAAGAUACCAGUAGACCCCCCUAUAACAGUGUUGAUAAUUCCGUUUUAUAUGAAUUCCAUGUUGUACGAGUCACUUAGAUUUUACAAAUACGUGAGCCGUUCACA